Molecule: messenger RNA, 1005 nt
Organism: Peronospora matthiolae
Lineage: Eukaryota; Oomycota; Peronosporomycetes; Peronosporales; Peronosporaceae
Source: the annotation of a GenBank genome assembly
AUGUCGGCCAGUCCGAGUUGCGAGCGUGUGCUCCCUGACCAGCAGUCAAUGCCACCACAAGCUGUCGAAGGUUUCGCCCCGCCAACUUCUUUCAAGUGCACAGCUGAUCCAUCCCCGAGCUCCUCCAACACUUCGAGCUCCUCUUCAAGUCAACUACUAGCAGACCUGCUGGAACAAGGUCCAGAUGAUGAGGCAAAGACUGGACAGCACCAUGCCGCACUCGCGGUCCUCGCCCAACUCCUCCUUGUGGACCAUGACGGAACGCAGAUGCAAGUGAAUGACAACGCCCACCUCCUGCGUGAAGCCACUGCUUCAUGCCACUAUUUGGACAUUGUUAAGGUCGCACUGGACGUCUCCAAACGUCCAUCGGAUCUUGCAGCCUGUGAAUUCGCAGGUGCCGCCUCCUGUCCGUCUUCAAUGACCCCUGCCUCGGUCAAAGAGGAUUCAGCAUCAAAAGCGAACGCCGGCCAGCUCACUUUCCCCAUCCCGUCAAACGAGAACGAGCGAGUAAGCACCAUUGAGCACCUUCGACUCCACGAUAUAGUCGACGUUCCGGAGCUCAACGUGAUCUGCGCACUCGCUUCUGCUGAGCUGAAUUGUCCACACAGUGUCCUGACGCUCGUGGAACGUGACAUCGUGACGUUGCUGGCAACAAACGCGCCCGAGACCUGGAAAGUCGGGAGCGGCAAUGCGCGUGAGCAGACGUUUUGUCAGCACUUUGUCAUGCAGGACCAACCAUUCCUCGUAGACCACGCGGAAGCCGACGAACGUUUCCGCCACAUUGCUCCAGUGAAACUGAUGAGUCUGCAGUUCUACACUGGCUUUCCAGUCUCUGUCACGUUGAACGGACGUGACGGUGAUACAAAGGUCGUGGUCGGUGCGCUGUGCUGUAUGGACGAGACGUCACAUGAGGUGACGAGGUCGCAGUACUGGCGACUCAUGAAACUUGCUGACGCAGCGUCCAAGAUCUUUGAGAAAUACGCGAACGAGCACAUUGCUAUGUAA